ACUGGCAGCAGCUUCUACAAAGAUGCAGUCCGUGACCUGGUGCUUGGCAUUGGCAGCAUGCUUCGCAUUCGCGCAAGGUCACACGUAUCAUAUGGGUGCCUGUCCCAUUGUGGAACCCAUGCAGGGUUUCCAGAUGAAUAGAUUCCUCGGCAUAUGGUACGUCAUCCAGAAAACGUCGACGGCCAGCAAGUGUAUCACCUACAACUACACGCGGGGCGAGGAGCCAGGUGAAUACCUGAUAACGCAGGACUCGGAUCAUCCGAUCUUAGGUCUUACGUCACUGCAACACGAAUAUCACUAUACCGGCGAGCUGAGUGUACCGGAACCCAGCACUCCAGGUCGUAUGGAAGUCCGUUUCCCUCUCAGUGUGGCCGGAAGUGCGUCCCACGUGGUGUUUAUGACUGACUACGACAAUUACGCCGGUAUAUUCACCUGCCAGAAGUUGGCGUUCGCCCAUCGACAAAGCGCGACGAUUCUCUCCAGGAGCCGGAUGUUGGAACCGUCCCAAGUGGACAAGAUACGUCACAGACUGAGCCAGUACGGCGUAGAUCCGUUCGAUCUGAGCAUCAUAUCGCAGUCGGGUUGCCCGCAGGGCAAUAACUCCCUAGACAUCAACGUCGACCCCAGCACCUUCACCUCCGAGAGCAUCGGGAACGCGGUGCGCAAAGCGGGCGAGAAAAUCGGCGACGGAGUCCAAUGGAUCGCCCAAGCUGGUAGCAACGUUUAUCACAAGCUUACCGGAACCGAAGAGAGCGAUCACACGUCGUCGACGACAGAUACAAAUAGUUACAGCGCCCCAGCUAACGCCAGGAACGUCGGUGGCAAAUACGAAACCAACGAAGUGGAGUGGAUCCCUUGAGUUAUCCUGAGUGAUUCCGUUAAUUUUUUAUUAUAUUCUUAUACACUGGUUGCGAUCUUGAUACGAUUAGACAUAGACGUAGCGAGCGACGAUAGACCCAUUAAGAUAUUCUUUUUGACGCACGUAUGACUUUCUGUCGUUUUCUUUGAGAACAUAUGCAGAAUAUUCUGAAUGGAUAUCUAUAUAUAGAAUCGCAAUAUAAAAAAAGACAGCGCAAACUUCUCAAAUAUAUAUAUAUAUAUGUAUAAAUGCCUGAAAAAUAGGAUGGAGCAGCAACUUAUAGGGCAGUUUCAUAAUUAAAAGUCUCGUACUUUGGGUGGUCUUAAGUUUAUCUUCAGAUCCUUUGCUAAUGAGACGACUUUUAACAAUAUUUAAAAAUGAAUUUGAGACAAACUUAAAUAUGUGUAAGAUUGGACUAUAAAUACAACCUUUUGACACUUUUCUCAAAAGGGUUACUAUCCUAUUACCAUACGUUAUAAAUGAUCAAAUUAAAAAGAGAUUUCGUUUUUAAUAAUAUGUAUAUUAUACUAUCCUAUUACCGUACGUUGUAAAUGAUCAAAU
Harpegnathos saltator (Jerdon's jumping ant) is the source of this 1420-nucleotide messenger RNA. RefSeq names its product apolipoprotein D. The transcript has 5 exons. Bases 23 to 859 code for a protein of 278 amino acids. The record is from RefSeq and is a predicted model, not a curated record. Gene Ontology annotation, molecular function: pigment binding. Gene Ontology annotation, cellular component: cytoplasm. Lineage: Eukaryota; Metazoa; Arthropoda; Insecta; Hymenoptera; Formicidae. Gene Ontology annotation, biological process: response to reactive oxygen species; lipid metabolic process.